This is a messenger RNA of Emiliania huxleyi CCMP1516, 1707 nucleotides long. RefSeq lists its product as hypothetical. The transcript has a single exon. NCBI's taxonomy places the organism in Eukaryota, Haptophyta, Isochrysidales, Noelaerhabdaceae. The record is from RefSeq and is a predicted model, not a curated record. The coding region runs from base 1 to 1707 and encodes 568 amino acids.
AUGGGGACUUGCGGCUCAGCGCAUGCGCUUGAGCAUCAGAGCAUGCGGGGUCACAGCUGGGCGCCUCUCCGAGCAAACGAUGCAGUGCGCACGCGCUUCACCGUCGACUUGAUUGCGCCACAGCUCGCCAACGCAGCUGAGCUGACGGGGCUCGCGCGUCUCACCGCACGCACGCCAUGCGCAUUCAGCGAGGAGAUCGCCCGGAUGACUUGGUUCUCGGUCACCCCACCACAUGCUGCGACCGCGCUGCGGCUCAGCACGUGUGCGCCGCAUGCACUCGAGUGGGUGUUCACACUUGUGCACGGCGAGUGCAACGCUGAGCAGCACUUGCUCAGCUGCAGUGGGGCGCUCGACGCCGACGGCGCGCACGAGGCAGGGCCCUCCUCCCCGUGCACCGAGCGCCUCGUUACAAAGCUCCCUGCAUCGCCCUUGUUCCUCGUGGCCUGGCCGCCCGCGCGCAACGCCACUUCAAAAGUGACGUUGCAUGUGCAGUACGACGUGAUCGACACGCAGCAUAUGCACAUCGCCUCGGAGGCGGCCGCGCGAAUCGGUCUCGGCGCAGCGCGCUCGCUGCCGAGUGAGUCCGUUGUCGGGGGCGCCGCGCUGCUGCUGUUCGUGCUGCUGUGUACUGCCGCGCAGUGCUGCGAGCGCCCCCUGCGCCGACGUUUGCUCGCAUCAGCGUUUGUUGCGUGGAUCUCGUUGCGCGUCGAGCGCGUGGGCGGGCUGCUCUUCGUCUCGGUGCCGCUCGUCGGCUUCCUGCGAGUCGACGUCGCUCUGCUGUCGCUGCUCUUCGAAGCCGUCUUGGGCGCGCUCCUGCACAAGUUGCACCGCCGCCUCGCGCUCACGCUCGCGCUCGUGGCGAUACUCGUCGCGCGCUUCGCCCCGCUCACGUGGUACAGCACGCGUGGGGUGCUCGCUGAGUUGCCCAGCUUGGACGCCUCGGUGCACGAGAUGGUGGAGAUGCUGCCGGUGCGUACCAUCGAGCAGUUGGCCGCGUCUGUGCUCGAAAGUCGGCCGUACUGGACUCUUGCGCACGUCGCUCAUGGCCUCCCCAUACUGCCUUACUUCAGCCUUGGCGUGAACAGCAACCAUGCAGACGACGAUGAGAGCGCGAGGCCGUUCUGGUCGCAAGCGUACGGCUUCCGCGCACUACCCGGCAAUUUCGGUGGGCGUGCUCUCGGUGUGGACGGACGCGUGCACCGUGAGACGAGCCGUGCGUUCAUGCGGGCUGCAACGUGGUUGCAAGCGCCGUUGCGCACGGCGCUUGCCGCGGCCGUCGGCGUCCCUCGCGAGCGCGUCGUCUUUGGCGGCGAGGGCGCCAUUUCGCACCUACGCGCGCCGGCCGCGCAGAUCUAUUUGCCCAAUGUGGUGUGGGCGAUGCUGCUCAACCCACACACUGAUGCGCUCCAGCGGCAGCAGCUCCAGCGCGUCGAGGGCGAGCCGUGCAACGGCUCGACGCGAACCGCCUUCCUGCUGCCGCUGCUCACGCCGCCGGGCACCGGCCUCAGCUGGUGGAAGGUCAGUGCGGAUGGCGAGGUUGUCAGGCAUCAGACGAUGUACACGCGGGGGAGCCUCUACUCAUGGCCGCUCACGCUCAAGCACGCACUCAAGCCGUGGCCGUAUGCCGAAUGGGAUAUCUCCGCCACACGCAUGACGAUGCAGGCCUUCGGCGUGCGAUGUGGCGCGUCGUGGUACUUUUAUCACUAA